Messenger RNA from Antrostomus carolinensis (chuck-will's-widow), 2732 nucleotides. RefSeq names its product centromere protein C (gene CENPC). Gene Ontology annotation, cellular component: kinetochore. Gene Ontology annotation, molecular function: centromeric DNA binding. The record is from RefSeq and is a predicted model, not a curated record. The annotation marks the transcript as partial. Lineage: Eukaryota; Metazoa; Chordata; Aves; Caprimulgiformes; Caprimulgidae. Gene Ontology annotation, biological process: spindle attachment to meiosis I kinetochore; attachment of mitotic spindle microtubules to kinetochore; kinetochore assembly. The transcript has 18 exons.
AAUAAUUUCAAAAAAGACUACAGAACAAGAUUCUGCCACAGAGGAGGAAAUAAGUUUGAUGUACGGCCAGGUGAAGACAUACUGAAAACCAUAUAUGAUUGUUUUGAAAAUUGUGAAAAUGAUCUUACAAUAAGCUCUCCAAGUGCAAUCUGUAGCUCAACUCCUGUUGACAGAAAUGCAAAGGGGACUUCAGUACAGAGCCAAAGGCAAAAGGCAGGGUUAAUUAACUCUGUGAAAAGAGCCUGUAAUUCUGCAGAAUCCUUACCUGCAUCACCACUAAAACCAGUCAACAGCAGAGGAUGGUCACAUGAAUCGCCCCUGCAGCCUGCAGUACGUGAUUACCUAGCUGAUUCUAAAAAACCAAAAUCUCCUGUGUCUGAAAAAGAAACAAAUAAUAUAUUAAAAAAUCUUGAAACACUAUGCAAAAGUCCUUCCAUGUCUCCGGAACCUGAGGAUGAUUAUGGGUCUGUUGGAUCACCUCUUCUUGUGGAGGAAUUGAAAAGUUCUCCUGUGCAUAAAUUACACUUUGAUGACCAAAAUACUCCUGCUGCAGUGAAGAGCCAGGUGGAAGUUGAAAAUCUGGCAGGACCUCGGACUGGGAGGGAUGAGCAGGUUGUUCUUGUGCAAGGAGCAGAACGUAUUGCUACAUCUUCUGUACAGAAAGAGAAGUCUUUCUCUUCAGUCAUUGUAGCAGCUGUAGCAAAAGGAACGCUUGGAAAAAGGUACUCAGCCUCAAUAUCACCGCCAUCACCUCCUCCUGUGAAAGAUCAAGAUACAGAAAUAGAAAAUGAAUGUGAAUUUUUAAUUGAUGAAUCAGAUGGUGUAUCUUUUAAUUCUUGGUUUUCAAUACCCCAUAAAAACAGAAAAUCAAAAAAAGAUGGCUCUGCAACUCCUGUUUCUAAAGCUCAGCCCUCUGGAAAGGAGAAGACGGAGAGUAAGAAAGGCAAGAACAGAAAAAUACACGUUGAAGCACUUACUAAAAAGAAAGCGGAUGAUUUGGAUGUCAGAGUACAUGAGUUCAGAGGAACAUCAGAAUUAGAUCCAGUCUCUAGCAGUGAAGGAGAGGUCCUCAAAUCUCGAAGGCAAAACAGUACUUACAUGGGUAAGGCUAAAAAGGAUACACCUCAGCAAGGCUCUCCAAACCAGUGUAAGGACACAUCCUGGAAACCAGAAGCCGAAGAACUGAUGUUGUCAUGGUCUGGACUGGAAACAGAAGCAUCUGAUGCAGAACAUUGUAAAACAAAGGUGAUGCCAAGCAAGGAUUCACCUGUGUCCUCAUCUGGGCAUCAGGAAGAGCAGACUGUGUCUCCAAAAAAGAAUAUCAAGUCUUCCAAGUAUCUGCAGUUGUGGCAUUCUGUUCACAAGAAACAAACUACUAAGCAGAAACUUCCAAAAGAUACAGUGCCUAAGAGACUGGCAGAAAGUCCGAAGAAGCAGCUUAAAAAAUCUGGCAAGAAAAGUGGUAAUAAAAAGCCUCAGUUACAAAGAGAGGAGAGUUCUGACAGUGAACCUGCUGAAGAAGAGCUUGAAAGAGAGCCUGUGAAUUUGAAUGAGGUGUUUACCUCGCCCCUGCAUCAGAAAUUACAGACUUCUGUGAAGUUGGCUAAAUCUGAAAAGCCUAAAAAUGUAUUGCACACAUUGGAGUCACUUAGUGGUGCAAAUAACAAAACUCCUGUAAAAGCACUGCAGCAUCUCUUAGAGAGCGUGAAGCAUUCUGAAAAGAAGCGAUUGUCAGCUGAGUCUCCAGGGAAGAAAGGCCAAAAGAUUCAUCGCAGAACUAGUGAAGGUGUUUGCUCGAACCCUGAGGACACCGAGUCUCAAAUGGAUUCUGACAACUCUUCUGUACAGGACGUGGCAAGAAAAAAACAGAAGUUAUCAGAUGUGAAAAUAAAAAGUAACAAAAGAAAACGUAACGCACAACGUGGACUACAAGAUUCCUUUGCAGUUGAGAAGGCUGUGGAACAUGAAAGUGGGCCUGUUCUAGAACAUUGUGAUAAAUUUGCUUCCAGAAGUCGGUCUAGUGAACAGGAUAAUACAUCUUCAGAUAAUUCUGAAGACUUGAAUCGUCAUCUAAGAGAUCUGUUGUCAAACAACAAAGCAAGGCAUAAAAUAGUGAUGCCUUCCAACACACCUAACGUUCGGCGAACAAAAAGGAUACGACUGAGACCUCUGGAGUAUUGGCGAGGCGAGCGUGUAAAUUAUAUGAUGAGGCCCUCAGGAGGGCUUGUGAUUAGUGGAAUAGUGUGUCCAGAAACAGAACCUCGCAGGAAGAUUAGACAGAGGAGGGGAGGUCCCAAGCAGAAGAGAGAUGAAACAAGACGUGAGAUACCUGCAAAUUUGAAUCACAGCUUAGCUGAUACUUCUAAGCCAACCAUUGUACUGGACCCAGAAACAAAUGAGGAAGUACUUCUGGAAUGUGUUAACACUGAAAGCAGUCACUCAUGCUUCUUCAAAGAUGAAUCAGUAGAAAUAUAUAAAAAUCUGAAUACAUCUGCGUUUGCCACUGGUAGAUUGAUUUUGAAACCAUUUAAAGAAAAGGGACACCAGUUUGUCCAUAUGGAUACAAUAGUUUUCCACGUUAUCUGUGGCAAAAUUAUUGUUACCUUACAUAAGACAUCAUAUUAUCUGACUACAGGGGACUACUUCUAUGUUCCAGCAGGAAAUGGAUAUAACAUACGGAAUCUUCUGAAUGAAGAAAGUGUUCUUCUCUUCACACAACUCAAAAAAGACAG